Messenger RNA from Theobroma umbraticum, 453 nucleotides. RefSeq names its product ubiquitin-like domain-containing protein. Gene Ontology annotation, molecular function: protein binding. NCBI's taxonomy places the organism in Eukaryota, Viridiplantae, Streptophyta, Magnoliopsida, Malvales, Malvaceae. The record is from RefSeq and is a predicted model, not a curated record.
AUGAAACCAACAUCCAUUCAGGUGAAGAUAUCUGAAACGAUUGGAAAUCUCAAAGCAAAGUUUAAGAUACGGUUAUAUGUCAAAGUACCUUCAGAUCAUAAAAUCAUGGCCGUGAAAGUGAAGAGUUCUGAUACAAUUCAGAAGAUCAAAUCCGUAGUUCUUGCCAAAAAGUGGAUCCAGGGAAAGGAGUACUCUCUAUACCAUGCAGGUAAACUCCUGGAAGAUAACAGGACUUUAUCCUCACUCAACAUACCUGGGAAAGUGACUCUCCAAAUGGUUUCUACUCCUCCGAAUGAAUCCCGGCUGGAGAAUUUCAGGACCUUGGCCUAUUAUGACAUUGAGGAAGAUGCUAUCUUGAAGAUGGUGCCAGCCGAGUACCAGAUAUUUGUAAUGACAUGGUGUGGAACAACUGUGACUGUUUAUGUGAACCAAUUUGAAACCAUUGCUGAGUAA